AUGAUUUCAUUGAAAACAAUUGGCAUUUUUUUAAGCCUCCCUGUUAAGUUAUUAUGGGUAGUCAUUAAAUAUCCGUUUGUUGGAGGGAUAAAUAAUAAAUUUAAAAAUGAUUUAAUUAAUUCAUUGAAAUUAACAAUAUUUAGACUGGCAUUAGGAUUUCCAACUGAAGAUAAAGGUAAAUUAUCCAUCACAACAAAUGAAUAUCUUAUUAAUUCAAUAAUAGCUAAACAAUAUCCAAAUUUAACAGAAUUAUUAAAUAAUUAUGGUAAAAAUUAUGAUGAUAAUAGUAUUUGGAUAGUUGAAGCUGAAAAUAGACUGAAGCAAGAUCCAAUUUUAAUUUAUCUUCAUGGUGGUUGUUUUGUAUUUGAAUCUGCUCCUUCACAAAUAGAAGGAUUAUUAACAUUUUAUAAUUUAAUUGAUGAAGAAUAUCGUAAGAAAUUAUCGAUUUUAUUUUUGGAUUAUAAGCUUGCCAGUAAAGGCUAUAACGUUCCUUAUCAAUUAAAUCAAUUAAUUGAAACCUAUACUAAAUUAGUUAAUGAAGGAAAUAACAAUUUUAUAACAUUAGGUGAUUCAGCAGGUGGUACAUUAAUACUUACAUUAUUACAAAAAUUAAAACAUGAUGAAACGUUAAAAAGUUUUCCAUUUCCUAAGAGUUCAAUUAUGUUAAGUCCUUGGUGUAAACUUGUUCCUGAUAAUGAAGAUUAUUAUUUACCAAAUCAUUCUAUGCAUGAUAAUUCAACUUUUGAUAUGAUGCAAAUCCAUCAUUAUCAACAAAUGUUUUCAGUUCAAGGAAUAAAACAAAUUUUUAGAAACAAUGAUAUUAAAUCAUUGACUAUAUCACCAGGUAAUUGUAAUUAUUCAAUUUCGGAUUGGGAAAAGAUUCCUACUUUUAAUGAUCCUGGUUAUUCUACUUUAGUCAUUUUAGGUGAAGAUGAAACAAUGAGAGAUGAUAUUUUACAAUGGUGCAAAUAUGCUCUUGGUUCUACAUUAACUCCACAACGAGAAAGUUCUAAUGGAGUUUGGAUAUCUGAUAUUCAUGAAUAUAUUAGAGAUGAUAAACAAUUAUCCUAUGUUGACGUUGUAGUUGAACCUUUUGGAAUCCAUGAUGGAUUUUUUAUGUUUGAAAGUGGUUUACUUGGUGAUAUUAAUAAAGGUAAACCUGUUAAUGUGAAUGAGUUGGAUAAGAUUAAAUAUUUUGGAACUGUGAAAAUUGUUGAAUUUUUAAAUAAAGUUUUACUGAAUUCAGAAACAAAAAAGACAGUUUGA
Molecule: messenger RNA, 1266 nt
Organism: Candida tropicalis MYA-3404
Lineage: Eukaryota; Fungi; Ascomycota; Pichiomycetes; Serinales; Debaryomycetaceae
Exons: 1
Coding region: 1-1266 (421 amino acids)
Source: RefSeq, a predicted model, not a curated record